This is a messenger RNA of Seriola aureovittata, 3522 nucleotides long. It is a transcript of the gene nfe2, whose product is annotated as nuclear factor, erythroid 2. Gene Ontology annotation, cellular component: nucleus. NCBI's taxonomy places the organism in Eukaryota, Metazoa, Chordata, Actinopteri, Carangiformes, Carangidae. Gene Ontology annotation, molecular function: RNA polymerase II cis-regulatory region sequence-specific DNA binding; DNA-binding transcription factor activity, RNA polymerase II-specific. Gene Ontology annotation, biological process: regulation of transcription by RNA polymerase II. The record is from RefSeq and is a predicted model, not a curated record.
AAUUUGUCACCGCAUCCCUGGGUAGGCUUUUAAAUUCAGGUUAAAACAACUAAACAGGGUGAUACAACAACAGGUUAAACAAAUUAGAAAAGAUAUCCAGCUAUAUAGCUACAUGAUAUAGAUAUAGCAUGCAUGUACAGUAUGUACUCGUAUGUGUUUGUGUCAGAACUCAUUCAGUGUUCACACCUCUGUAGUUGUUUAAGUCACCGUUUCAUCUGUGUACUGAAAACUUUGAAUUCUGACUGUUAUUUUUGAUUCAGGCAGUAAGAUGUUCCAUAAUUGCAGGUCUUUAAAAACUGAGAAAUUCAGAAAUACAAGUUGGAAAUGCUAAAACUAGAAUACUGCCUAGGUUAGCUAAAAGAGCCUAAUGCUUACUAAUGAAAUACACCAAGUUUUCCAAAGCAGUCAUCAGGCCCCAGUCUGUCUUGCUGUUUUCCCGCAGAUUGUCUUAUCAGGCGUUGGCAUAGCUGCACCCCGGGACAGCUGAUGGGAGGAGUCAACUCAACUGAACUUAAUCCUUCGUGUGCUCCAAAAAAACUUAAACAACACCCAAACAGUCAUUUAUUUAGCACCAGCAGCAGAUAUAUCAUGUACUGUAUGUAUGUGUUUGAAGGCGUGCUGUGACCCAACAGUUCACAGAUACUUAGCUUGCUUGAAUGUUUUUAUUUAUUUAUACUUAUUCUUUAUUGUAUGUCAAAGUGCAGAGGCUGCGUGGGUGAUAAUAUCUCGCUAUUUUGUGUCUUUACCAGGUUGACUUUUAGCAGCAAGAGCCUGUCCUGAAUGUGUUCAACAGCCAACUAUGUUCUCCCACUGAGGAGAACCUGUGAGGUAUUAGCUACUCCAGGCAGGCUGUGUGGAGGAGUGUCCAUGCCAACUAAUUUCCCUGGAGCCCGGUCUCAUGGAGCUCCUCCGGACACAGAGAUAGAUGUGGCUUGGCAGGAGCUGAUGGCCAUCUCAGAGCUGCAGGAGUUUGAAGUCCCCGGUGAAGGCUCCUAUGAGACAAUGCAGUACCAAACCAUGGAGCCCAUGGUCCCUGUGGGAGGGUACGGGAUGGCUCAGUCUCAUUCUGAGUCUCCUGCUGCCUGUGAGCUCAGCACUACCGACACUUACAAUGGUUGUUACUCUGAAGAGGUGCCUGUCUGUCAUCGUCCAGGAAGCAAUGCAGAGGCAAUGUACGGACACUCUGAAUCUCUGCUCAACCAAAGAAUGCUCCCCAUCUCUUCUCAAACACAGCCCUCGCUCAUGGCUCUUAGGGAACAGAUGAUCAUGUCAGGUACCAGUCAAGGGCACAGGAGAGUCAACGCUUGUUCUUCUCAGGGUCUAAAUCGGCACAUGCUAUGGACUACACAUGGACAAAUUUCACAUGUUCGCUCAGUUGAUGAUCUGGAGUCAGACUCUGGUCUGUCUCUGGGUUCUAGUCCACCUUUGGCUUCUCCAGAUAACCCUGCUGGUGGUGCACCAGGUUACCAAAGUGUAGACAUGGGCAUAACAUACAGUGAUGGUGAACCAGACAGCAUGACUGAGCAAGCCAGAAGAGCACACAUCCAUUACACAAUGGAUUACGAGAAUCAGUCUCAAUCAUAUUUACACUCAGGUGCACAUUCAUCUUAUUUCUCACCCCAACCCACUUUAUCUCAUGCACAACCUAAUGCUCCGACUCCACGGUCAGUGAAACAGCAGGGCCAGGCUGCUCUUAUGAAUGACCUGUACAGUGACUGUGGAGUGGCCAGCAGAGGGAGCUCUCAGCAUAAUAUGUACAUGAAACCACAAGGAAGCACCUCCACUCCCAGUCCUCUGAGCAGGGAUGAGCGGCGGGCAGUGGCUUUGAAGAUUCCUUUCCCCAUGGAAAAGAUUAUCAAUUUACCUGUAGACGACUUCAAUGAGCUUCUGACACAGUACACUCUGACAGAUACUCAACUAGCACUGGUCAGGGAUAUUAGGAGGAGAGGGAAAAACAAGGUGGCAGCUCAGAACUGCAGGAAGAGGAAGCUCGAGAGCAUAAUACACCUUGAACGAGAACUGAACCAGCUGCAGACCCAAAGAGAGCACCUCGCACAGGAAAGGCUCGAGUUCCAACGCAGCUUGGCAUUCAUUAAAUGUCGCCUUACAGACCUCUAUACAGAAGUAUUUUCUCACUUAAGGGAUCAAGAUGGACAACCAUACUCCAUAGAUGAAUACUCCCUGCAACAGACACCUGAUGGUAAAAUUUAUUUGGUACCUCACACAGCUAUGCAAAAGAGAGAACAAUGCUGAAGAACUGGGAUAGUCUCCAUACUUCUUUAUGCUCAUGCCAACUGAAGUUACAAAUUUAGUUCAUGUGGUUCUGAACUAACCUUCAUAUGUAUAACACCAUGCCUGCACCAAUGGGCAUUUGUCAAGUUCUUAAAAAUUGACUGAAACCACACAAGUACUUUGUAUAAAAAUAUUUUAUUUAAAAAAGUAAAAAACAAGUUAAAAAAAGAUAAGUCUUCUGCACCUGCAUCAUUGUUCAAGUAAACCUGAGGAGGAAAAACAAAAAACAGAAUCCAGUUAAAAUAAUUUUAACUGAAAAAUGUGAUGUGCAACAUUUUAAUAACUUGUACCUGAUUGAGCCAUUGUCACUGAAAUGAGAUCAGGUUUUGGAGUCCAUGUGUAGAGUUACCUAGAAAGCAGAAAUACCAAAUAAGUAACAGGCAAUCUUUCAAAAGAACUGUUCUAUUAAACAGCAUGCAAUUUGUUGUAGGACCUCUAUGCACAAUUAAGAGGCCAAUUUUACCAGUCAAUGGUGUAAUGUCAUAAUAAAAACUUGUUUGCACAAAAAAAAGAAAAAAAAAAUGUUACGUCAUUAUUGGGCUACACAACUUUCUACCAGCUACAUGACAAAAAUCAAGAUAUACUAUCAGUAGUUGAGAAGUCUGGUCUUACCUACAGACAGCAUUUAAGCCUUUUGGUAGCUGCUGCCUGCUAGCCUCAGGCUUCUGUUCUCACUCUCCCCUGCUUCAAUGAUCCUGGCGAUGGUUUUGCUACUUCUCUCCCUCAGCUGGCUUCCAUGGCUAGCCUCAAAGACUUUGCAUGUAAGCUAGCAUCCUCCAGAAGAUCUUUGCAGAACUCAGUGUAGAGUCUUUACCAAGUGAUGGGCUCUUUAUGAUGACUGCAUUUGCACUUGUCAUUCCUCACCCCCUAUUGUAUUGGUAUUUUAAAUGCAUUGACUUAUGAGAACGUGAUGCCUAGUGUGGGGCUUCUUGCACAUCAAGGAAAUGAGCUUUUCCAGACACCUCAUGACAUGUAAAAUAUGACCCUCUCCCCCACUUUGUGCAGUGUCUAAUAGUGAACCCUCCCUUUCCCAAAUCACUGAAGAGGCUAACAAGACUUUUUAAAAAAAACUGAAAGAUGGUUUAUUUCAGCUUGAUUUGAUGCAGUUACAAAUAAAAACCAGACCUUAAAGAAAAAAAUCUACAUAAAACCUCAUUGGAAUGCUUGCUUUCCAGAAACACAUUUUGAUGAAAAAAAACAAAACAAAGAAAAAUAAAACGUUUAAAUGAA